Messenger RNA from Magallana angulata, 1783 nucleotides. RefSeq lists its product as uncharacterized. The transcript has 3 exons. Bases 307 to 1194 code for a protein of 295 amino acids. Lineage: Eukaryota; Metazoa; Mollusca; Bivalvia; Ostreida; Ostreidae. The record is from RefSeq and is a predicted model, not a curated record.
AAAGGGGUAGUAUAUAUAUAAAGAAUAGCUUUGAGACACGUUUGCAGAUUCUCGAGGCGGCAAGCUGCACGUGCGGUUUAUGAUUUUGUUAGCUAGACCAGAUGAUGCAUGAUAAAUAAAUUGAAGUUUGAACUUGUUUGUCCAUCAUUAAGUUCGUAAAAAGAAUUUACGGGACUAUAUUUGAACACAUGUUAGUAUCAUAUAUCUAUCAAAAAACCGAGAUAACUGAGUUAUUAAGUUAUAUUAGAGUUAUCCCGCUUGAUGCGUACAUGCGUCAUAUUUUAUUUUUGUAUACAUUGGUUAUAGAUGGUGCAGCUUACUGUCUUACGGAAGAGACAUUCAUUGAAGGGGUUGAAGCUCUUACCUGUCAUUAAGAAGGUCAGAGGAGGGAGACCAGAGGGUCUGAAAGAGUUUGCGCGCAUGUCUAAGGAAAAAAAGACAGACGUCUUAGAGUUGGAUGAGAUAGAGAAUAUAGUCAACUCAUUGACAGGGGAAAACAUGAUUGAGCUGUUGGAACUAGCUGGAAGAGAUAUUGAUGUUAACGAGGCAAGAUGGUUAUUGCAUUGCUUGAUAAUUUUUGCAAAUGAAGUGGGGCAACCAAGAGGCCAGGCAUUAGAUGAUUCAACGAACCCUAGCACAAGUGCAUCCACAGGGGGAAGCAGUACACCAGUACCUUUAGAAACUGCAGGACCUUCAAAAAAAAGGAAGCAUGAUGUUGAUACAACCUUGGAGGAGAGGGUUUUGUCUUUGGAGAAAACGUCAAAGGGGGAGAUGGUCCAGGAGCUUAAAGAGAAGGUGGGGACACUGUGCCUACAGGAUGAUCCAAGCAAUGCUUUAAUCCUGCUGACUCUUGAUGAACUGGCUAAAGCGGCUAGGAAAUUAAACCAUGAGGAGGCUGACAUGUUUGAAGAGUUGUACAGGCAAGCCAACAGAUAUCAGUCAAAACUUCAAAUUUCUAAUCUGUGUUUGUCUGUGUUAGGUGGGAAAGUAGCAGAUGCAAUUUCGAAAGCAAUUUCUAAGUGUUUGAAAGAUAAACCUGAAACCAAAGCUGAGAGUAAGAAUGAAUAUGUUGAAACACAAAAGCGACCAGAGUCCCCGUUGAAUGGUUUAUAUCCUUGUCAACCUUCUUUGUAUCCUAUGAUGCCCGGCAUGUAUCCCAAUAUGUUCAAUAUGGGGGGGGGGGGGUAUAAUUGAUAUGGAAACCAAGGUUAUCGAGGGGGUAGACAAGGCUAUAGGCCUUAUCGUCCUAAGGGUCCUUGCCUUUUUUGCAACAGCAAUAUGCAUUUGAUAAAAGAUUGUGAGAAAAUGAAGUUGGCUAAAGGAAAUAAGUAGAUGAGAUCAUAAUGUUCAUAUUUUUGUUCUUGAUACAGCAACAUGUAUGAUAUUUUUCUCAGAUAUAGAUGUGUAUAAAUGAUAUUUUACAAAUUGUAAAGCUAUUUGUUUAAAUAUUUUUUCUAUUAGUGAAGUUUUGUUUGAUAUAAACUGUCAUGUUUGCAGAUGUAGUUGUACUAUAAGAAUAAACUCUUUUGUCUUGUAAUCCGAGGGUCACUGACGCCCUAGUGAUUCGUCACGUGGAUUGCAGGCGAAAGAAUUCUUUCUUCAGGUGAAAUUAAUGCUGGUUGCAUUGUUGGAAAUUUACAUUAUAUCAAAUAAUUAUAAUUUUACAGAAAAUGAAGUUUGCUCCAGAAGUUUUAUCCUUCAUGGAGGUUCCAUCUUGGGAGUUAAAUAGUGGUUUCAAUCCCAUGAAUAUGAAUAUUAGUGACCAACCAGCAUGGAUUACACU